AAACUUUUUAGUCAUGGCGUCGCUAACGAAAAUUACUCGCUCGGGUCGAUUUUUUUAUCGUAAAUUUCACUGUAAAAUUGAGGACACCUACCCUUUGGAUGCGCCCUUGCGAAACAAACCGAAAGUAAGCAAACCGGCAGACUACGAAAUGCUCCCGGGAAUGUCGCCGAAGGUGUUCCGCGAGACGGAGUACGAUCAGUCCCUUGGGCCGAUACCGGCGACGGGCAAUGCGGCCAAGAACUACCACUACAAGAAUCCGGAAUACUUUUCCUACCACAACUAUUCGUACUACGACAUUGGACGGGCGAUUGGGUGUGCCUACCGGCAGCAACCGAGCGCACUGCCGAAACGCUGCAAAUGGUUCCGGCUUCCGUGGCAAAAGGAGGAAGAUGCUCUGUACAAUGCCGCGAUUCCGGUAUCGCUUAGCUGCUUUGACUUUCGGACGGAGGAAAAGUCGGAGCAAACUGGCGAGAAAGCUCAGGAACAGGCCAAGGAACAAACCUCGCCAAGUUAGAAAGGUGACUGAGAAGAAGUUAAUGAAGGCUUCGAACAACUCCCGUGAACAAGAACAGGUGGUCAGCAAAAAGGGAACUGAACCUUUGGUCUAUUGUUUUCGCUGCUAUCAAAAUUCCAAAACCGACGUGUGACACCGUUUUAACCCCCCCCCCCCGGGUAAACGUGCAAGGCUGUGGGAAUGGUUGACCACAACCGCCGCUUUGUCUGCACGUGCCUCGCCAAGAUCGAACAUGUUCAAAAAUUUGCAUGCUCUGCAGCAGGAAACUCCGCUUUCGGACUAAGAUAAAUAUCAUUUGUGGUGCUAAAA
This is a messenger RNA of Anopheles stephensi (Asian malaria mosquito), 823 nucleotides long. RefSeq lists its product as uncharacterized. Gene Ontology annotation, cellular component: mitochondrion. The coding region runs from base 14 to 514 and encodes 166 amino acids. The transcript is spliced from 4 exons. NCBI's taxonomy places the organism in Eukaryota, Metazoa, Arthropoda, Insecta, Diptera, Culicidae. The record is from RefSeq and is a predicted model, not a curated record.